This is a messenger RNA of Nicotiana tabacum (common tobacco), 354 nucleotides long. The record is from RefSeq and is a predicted model, not a curated record. Lineage: Eukaryota; Viridiplantae; Streptophyta; Magnoliopsida; Solanales; Solanaceae.
AUGGAGAGUAUUGGGCAAGCUACACUCACCGGAAGCAUCACUCCGGCCACAAAACUCCUCGUCGAAUUAAACCUUGCGAGCGUGACAAUCCGAGGAGAGAUUUUAUUGCUCACGAACAUUGAAGGGGUGAUGAAAACGACUCUUUUUGAAGUGGUGGAUGGUGACAUGGGAUAUAAUAUUAUUCUGGAAAGAUCAUGGUUGCACGAGAUGAGAGUUGUAUCGUUAAAAUAUCAGUCGUUGCUGAAAUUUCCAACACAUGAAGGAAUUAAACAGAUAAGGGGCGACCAACCGGCGGCAAAGGAGAUGAAUGCAAUUUCAAUCUCCAAUAGCAAAGGGAAGGAACACGCGGCAUAG